AUGACACGAACACCAGCCGCCAAAUAUAUCUCCCUUACGAACGCAUUGGAGCCGCUGGACCCAGCGGAGGUAGAUCAUGUCUACAGCGAGCUCGAGCCAGCAGAUCCAGCUCUUUUGGAAGGUGAAUGGGAUAUGCAUGUCAUCGAUACGGGGCAUCCUGCGCAAGCAUUAGCGGAGGACAUCCUUCCUCUACUGAGUACCAUGGACUUCACUGAAGAUGCUGAGAAGGUCCAUAAAAUCAAAUUUCACGGUGCUGCUGGGAGUCUGAUCAUCCCAGAUGAUCAAAAUUCGACGCGGCGUUUCCGCUACGUGGAUGCAAGUACCAUUGCCGCUACCAAUGGUUACAGGGCAUACUACGGUAAUUCUGGUGUUCUCCAUUUCUACCUUACCCGGGCAGAAGAUUCGUGCUAUAUAGCUUGA
Aspergillus niger is the source of this 420-nucleotide messenger RNA. RefSeq lists its product as uncharacterized. Lineage: Eukaryota; Fungi; Ascomycota; Eurotiomycetes; Eurotiales; Aspergillaceae. Bases 1 to 420 code for a protein of 139 amino acids. The record is from RefSeq and is a predicted model, not a curated record. The transcript is spliced from 3 exons.